Messenger RNA from Coniophora puteana RWD-64-598 SS2, 904 nucleotides. RefSeq names its product kinase-like protein. NCBI's taxonomy places the organism in Eukaryota, Fungi, Basidiomycota, Agaricomycetes, Boletales, Coniophoraceae. Gene Ontology annotation, biological process: intracellular signal transduction; peptidyl-serine phosphorylation. The transcript has 4 exons. The coding region runs from base 1 to 738 and encodes 245 amino acids. Gene Ontology annotation, molecular function: protein serine/threonine kinase activity; ATP binding. The record is from RefSeq and is a predicted model, not a curated record.
AUGGCAUCGGUAAAUAUUCGAGCAGUUCUCGCUUCUCUUCCCUCGAGACCAUGGGUUGCCGGGCUCGUCGACGUCUUCUCAGACCGCAUCAACCUGUAUACUCUCCUCGAGCUCGCGCACGGAGGCACCCUCGCGGAUCUCAUCCAGAACAGUGGGCCGUUUGACUCGCGCACGGCGAGCUUCUACUUUUCCAACAUCGUCUGUGGCCUAGGCUUCCUGCAUAGGCAAGGCAUCGUGCACCGCGAUGUGAAGCCUGAUAACUUGCUCGUGAACGCGGAUGGAUACCUGGUGCUUACGGACUUUGGACUUUCAGUUAUGGAGAAAGACACCCGAGGAGACUUUGAGGACUUCAGAGACGAGGGCACCGAUGCGUACAUGGCUCCAGAACUGGACGUCAAGCCGCGAGAUAAAUUCAUCCCACAGGCUGUUGAUUGGUGGGCAGCAGGCGUGGUCCUGUUUCAGAUGGUAACAAAACGGCUGCCGUUCAACGCUCCUACCAAAACCAGAUUAGUAGAGCGUAUCCAGUCCGGCCAAUGCCGUUGGUGGAAGCGUCUUCGCAUCAAGCCUCAGCUGAAGAACAUUAUCCGGGGGUUGCUCAAGCACUACCCACGACAGCGAUUGGGCUCGAAUUGCAUCGAAGAUGUCAUGGGACACCCAUGGUUACAAGAUAUCAAUUGGAACAUGAUGGAGAAACGGUUAUACUCGGCUCCAUGGACCCCGCCACCCUUGCGAUUGUGAGACGACGUGUACGCCGCCGAGCUCAAGGGAUAUUGGAUCUUUUACGGCCCCCAAAAUUACAACUAGAGUUUCAUUCUCAGCAAUAUAUCACUGUACAACACUCAACGAGUCGCCUUAUAUCUUUACAGCUAUGUAUUCUCCUGAAAUAAUGAUAUACUAGAAUUUC